UGAGGUAUAUUUUCCGGGUACAAAUAAAGGCUUUAUCACAACAUUUUAACCCUAUUUCACGCAAUUUUAGUGGUAUUCAUCGAUUACAAAGAUUGACCAUGAACAGUGGUGAUACAGUAUUUAUAAAAUUUAGUGUUCGUUUCGAGAAAUGACUAGUUGAAAGAAUAAUAUGAGCCCACCCAUACAAGCUAUGUGACUGUAAAAUACACCGUUGUUUAAAAAACAAAUUUAAACCUUCCUCAUAUCGUUAUCUUCUUUUUCUUGGACUUUAGUCCUUUACGACCUUGUCCUCGAACCUCUUCGGACGCUGUUCUUUAGUUCUUCUGUCUACUUGAAGUGCCAGGUCCUUCACACACUGACUGACCUUCUGCGGAACUACGUAACCUACGAGAUUAGCCGGUAUCACAAGACAGCAUCGAGGCAGAAGGUGGAGGAGACAGAGGAGGUCUUGUUGGAGAAGGAUGAUGAUAUGAAGGAACGUCCCCUUCACUCCAGUUCAUCUGUAUUCUCUGUUCGGGAGGCGUACUUUGACCCGAUGAACACGGUCAAGAAGCUGGUAGAGUUUGUGGAUGGACUGUUUUUGGUCGCUCUUCAACUUCAUCAGCACCAUUCCCUUUUCUUGCAUCACACACUCACCUUCUUUGAACAGGUGGCGCUUCUUUACAAAAUGCAUGGUGUUGUCUUUUCGCAGAUGCCGGCCAAGAUGAACUGCUACUGGACCAUGUUUGGUAUAGAUCCCACAGCAUGCUCUAGGAUGUGCCAGAUCAUCUGCAAGCAGGUUCCUUAUCAUGUUAUGAGUUUCUUUAGUGUGAUCUUAAGGUUUGAUAAUUAAACUGCACAGUUCCAUGCAUAUUUGGUAUUGAUCAUAUGGCCUACAUUAGCAUACGUUCGAUAACUUGCUCCUUAUAUGGUGAAGAUAGACAGAAGUAAGAGCGGUUUGAAUGAAGAGGAUGCUUGAGACAAGAGGAAGUGGAAGGGGAGAAGCAAGUAACCCUUCAUGAUACGGAAAAUGAUGAAUUUAGGAAAUGACGUUGACGAUCUCUUCCAAACUUUCACCAGUCUACUUCUCAGAGUUGUUCCGCUUUAAUUUAGACUUGUUUGCCAUUCUGUUGAUAAAACCCAAGUGCAACCCUAACUUAGCCCUAUAUCUUUGAUAAAAUAAAGCCCAGAUCAAAUGUUGCCAUGGCAAGUAUAUGUUCACCCAUUAAUAUCCAUAGGUAUUAUCUGUAUCAGAAAAGGAAACAUGUACUCGUUUGAAAAAUAUUCUUAAGCGAGGUAUUUCAAAUGGUUAUUUAUAGAAAUCUGGCUAUUGUGAAUAUGAAAUUGUUUGAUUUGAAAAAGAAUGGGUUUUGAAAAAUGGAAGUUUUUCUCUCUAUAGCUUCUGUAGCUCACUGAUCUAAUAGUGAAUAAAGUU
Molecule: messenger RNA, 1414 nt
Organism: Strongylocentrotus purpuratus (purple sea urchin)
Lineage: Eukaryota; Metazoa; Echinodermata; Echinoidea; Camarodonta; Strongylocentrotidae
Exons: 3
Coding region: 470-832 (120 amino acids)
Source: RefSeq, a predicted model, not a curated record